Molecule: messenger RNA, 396 nt
Organism: Pipistrellus nathusii (Nathusius's pipistrelle)
Lineage: Eukaryota; Metazoa; Chordata; Mammalia; Chiroptera; Vespertilionidae
Source: the annotation of a GenBank genome assembly
AUGCCCCUGCAUCAGUUUUUACUAGAGCCAAUCACCUGUCAUGCCUGGAACAGGGAUUGUACCCAGAUUGCCCUUAGCCCCAAUAAUCAUGAAGUCCACAUCUAUAAAAAGAACGGGAGCCAGUGGGUGAAAGCUCAUGAACUCAAGAAGCACAAUGGACACAUCACAGGUAUCGACUGGGCUCCCAAGAGCAACCGCAUUGUCACUUGUGGGGCAGACCGCAAUGCCUAUGGCUGGAAUCAAAAAGACGGUGUCUGGAAGCCAACCCUGGUGAUCCUGAGAAUUAACCGUGCGACCACUUUUGUCAAGUGGUCCCCACUAGAGAACAAGUUUGCUGUGGGAAGUGGAGCAAGACUCAUUUCUGUUUGUUACUUUGAGUCUGAAAAUGACUGGUGA